ACCAUUUGUCGGAAACUUCAAGGAUUUUGUUUUAAUGAAAAACAGUCCAGGAGAAUUCGUAAUGUCGUUUUACAAAAAAACGCAAGAACCAAUUCUUGGUAUUUUUGUGUUUCACAGACCUUCUUUAUUCAUACGAGAUCCAUCUUGGAUCAAAUCAAUUUUGGUCAAGGAUUUCAACAUGUUCCAAGAUCGUGUCUCUUCAACUGAUGGCCACACUGAUGCUCUAGGAUCAAGAAAUUUAUUCAGAAUUAAAAAUCCUUUAUGGAAAGAAAUGCGAGUAAAAUUGACGCCUAUUUUUUCAACCGCAAAAAUGAAAAGUAUGUUUCCAUUAAUAACACAAAUAGGAGAAGAAUUUAACGAGUUUAUAAAUACAACAUUAAAAAAUAGAAAUAUAGACAAUAUGCGGGAUUUGUGUGCAAAGUAUACGACAGAUGUAAUAACUUCUUGUGCUUUUGGAAUUCAAGCUAAUUCGUUUAAAAAUCCAGAUGCUGAAUUUCGCACCGUGGGGAAAAGGAUUUUUGCCGCUGAAUAUAAGCGUGCGAUAGAAAUUAGUGCAUUUUUCUUUUUUCCAGAAGUAGUAAGCAUUCUUGGAUUUAAGUUGUUUGAGAAAUAUGGCACAAAAUUUUUGCGUCAAUCGUUUAACGAAGUGUUGGGCGAACGCAUAAAGUCUGGUACAUCUAGACAUGAUCUGGUUGAUAUGCUAAUAGAUCUUAAAAAUAAUGAAGCAGCAUCUGGUUCACUAAAAUUUGAAGGUGAUACAUUAGUAGCUCAGGCAGCUGUAUUUUUUGCGGCAGGUUACGAAGCAUCAUCAGGUGCAAUGUCAUUCACAUUGUAUGAAAUAGCUUUGCAGCCUAAAAUUCAACAUCGACUACGGGCGGAAAUUUUAGAAAAAAUUAAUGAACAUGGCGGUAUAACAUAUGAAGCUAUAAAAGAAAUGAAAUACUUGGACAUGGUGCUUAGCGAAACAUUGAGAAAAUACCCUACUCUCCCAUUUUUGGAUCGAAUGUGUACAUCGAGAUAUCGACUCCCUCCUCCUUAUGAUCACGUAGUUUUGGAGCCUAAGACGCCAAUAUAUCUUUCAAUUCUUGCAAUACAUAUGGAUCCAAAGUACUAUCCAAACCCAGACAAAUUUGACCCCGAAAGAUUUUCAGAAAAUAUGAAACAAAAUAGAAAUCCAUAUACUUAUAUGCCCUUUGGAGCAGGACCACAUAACUGUAUAGGUGAAAGAUUUGGCUUAUUGCAGACAAAAGUUGGUCUCGCAUACAUACUAAAGGACUUCCAUUUCACACCUUGUGAGAAAACGCGAGUUCCACUUCUGCUCGAUUCUAAGGCAAUGUUUUUAGCACCAAAAGGCGGAAUUCAUUUACAAUUCGAAAAGAUUUGA
Messenger RNA from Ctenocephalides felis (cat flea), 1384 nucleotides. Its product is annotated as probable cytochrome P450 6g2. The coding region runs from base 35 to 1384 and encodes 449 amino acids. The record is from RefSeq and is a predicted model, not a curated record. NCBI's taxonomy places the organism in Eukaryota, Metazoa, Arthropoda, Insecta, Siphonaptera, Pulicidae. Gene Ontology annotation, molecular function: heme binding; monooxygenase activity; oxidoreductase activity, acting on paired donors, with incorporation or reduction of molecular oxygen. The transcript has 5 exons.